AUGGGAAAAGAAAAACGUUUACCAAAAGCCGAAAGUAGCAAGAUGGCUAAGAAGAGGAAACAUAAGAAGCAAAAGAAGCAAUCAUUGAAUGUGGAAUUUAUCUUUGCAGCAAUUGCUAUAGCAAUUACCACGCUCCAAAGUAAAGAGAAGGACGAGCAAGUAGUGAGGCUAGCAAAAAUAGAAGUACUAGCAGUUCGAGCACCAGCAGUUCAAGCACCAGCAGUA
Messenger RNA from Racocetra persica, 225 nucleotides. The record is from the annotation of a GenBank genome assembly. Lineage: Eukaryota; Fungi; Glomeromycota; Glomeromycetes; Diversisporales; Gigasporaceae.